CAUGCAAGCGCAUCACUAGACUGUUUUUAGGGACGUUGUUGCAUUUUGGUUGGUUCGUCCCUUUUUUGAAGGAAAAUAGAGAGGAAUCCUGUGCACAAAAGUUGAAAAAAGUUGAAAAAUGUCGUCUUCGCAUGUGGCCACAUCCGACACGUGUAUUGCGCGCACCUGUCGCGUCUGCUAUGUCCCCUACACGAACUGCUACUCGCUCUUCAAGCCAAACAUGGUUUGCGGCCAAAUCACAACGCUGGCUCGGGUACUCAGCUACUGCGUGGGCGUCGAUGUGCUCGAGGAGGAGGACUUUCUGCCCGAUCACAUAUGCGGCGGCUGUGCAACGAAUCUCGAGCAGGUCAUGGAGUUCAAGCAGAAGGCUCGCGGCAUAGAUCAGUUCCUAAGAGAGCGCCACGAGAAGUGCACCGCCAGUCUGCCAAUCAGUGAGGUGAAACUGGAUGCACAGCACGCGGCAGAGCUGAAUAAUGUGCUGGAAAUAGCCGAGGAGGAACAGGAGGAGAGCAACCUGCUGGCGGGCUGCGACAUUAUUGAGGAGGUGCCCGAAGAUGAUAUGCACAUGGCAAGCCACAUUCCAGAAGAUCUAUACGAGAUUGUCGAAGAGCAGCAGUUGGAGAAGGAAUCGGAAGAAGAGGAGGAGCAGGAACAGAACCAGGAGGACACCAGUGAGGAAGAGCAGCAGCAGCAGGAGCAACAGCCAGCAGUCAGAGCCCGAACCCGAACCAGAAGACCAAAGCCAAACUCCGCUCUGCUUCAGUGUCAGAUCUGCAACAAGCAGCUGAGUACAUCCAACUCGUUCAAGUACCACAUGCAACUGCAUGGCGAUGCCAAGCCCUUCGCGUGCAGGAUCUGCGGGGAGUCCUUCAAGACACGCAACGCCUUUGAUGGGCACAUAACGACCCACGAUCCAAAUAAUCCCAACACCUGCAACAUAUGCGGUAAGAUCUAUCGGCAGGCCUCGUCGCUGCGCACCCACAUGCUCGGCCACAAGGGGCACAAGCCGUACCAGUGCCCCCUAUGCGGCAAGCGGCUGACCCAGAAGUCCGGCUACAAGAAGCACAUGCUGACGCACACCGGCGAGAAGCCGCACACCUGCGACAUCUGCCAGCGCUCCUUUCGCUACUCGAGCAAUCUCAUUGCCCACAAGCGCUGCCACAGCCAGGAGAAGCCGCACGAGUGCCAGGUCUGUCACAAGCGCAGCUUUGCCAACAGCUCCGAUCUGACACGCCACAUGCUGGUCCAUUCCAACGAGCGUCCCUUCAAGUGUCUCGAUUGUGGCAAAACCUUCAAGCGUCAGAUAUCCCUCAAUGUUCACAUGAAGUCAAAGAAAACAGCGGCCAUGGAGUCGUCCUCUCCGGAGUACGACGAGGAGUACUGAAAGAACUAAUGUAACACGGUAUAAUGAUUAGGUUUCUAGGCCUGGAUCAGAUCAGACACCCAAAAAUCGGUAGUAAACGGAGGCAUACGUUCUACUCAACCAGGCCCACGGCCCAAUCAUUGUCUCGUGUCAAGUUCAUAUACAUAUAUGCAAACGUUUUCCUUUGGUAGAGCUGUGUUAAUUGCUAUAACUUUAUCUGUAACAUUCAGUUCCUUGAUCGUGGCCAAUAACAUAAAUUAUUUGGAUAAGAAAAGCACGAGGAGGAGCUGUCGUCAUAUUAUGACAUAUGAUUUGCAUCCUAAAUACCAGAUGCCAGUAUGCAAUGCAUGUAUAAAGCACCGAGCACAGAGCACAGAGGUGGUGGUCUGUCUUGUUGAGUAUUUUAGUUUAGAUUUUGUUCUUUAUUUUAGGUAUUUCCCCAUUUGUAUAACAAAUUUCAUAAGUAUAGAGUUACAAAGGUCAAACAACGAUCCAACGAUCUGGUUAUCCAUUUUCCAUUAUAUUUUGUUUUGUUUUUGUUUUGUGUGUCCAAUAUAUAUGUUUAUAUAUUUGUAUGUCUAGCCUUAACAAGAGGGGCGGGUAGAGGUAGUGAGAGGUCGCUAAGGGAGCAAGCAAUUAUGGGACUGGACUUGUACAACUCUCGAAUGUUUCUCUGAAUGGCGCGCGAAUCUCAAUACGAAGGGAGGGGCCAAAUAUAUAUAUAUAUGU
Molecule: messenger RNA, 2092 nt
Organism: Drosophila obscura
Lineage: Eukaryota; Metazoa; Arthropoda; Insecta; Diptera; Drosophilidae
Product: zinc finger protein 771
Exons: 2
Coding region: 119-1384 (421 amino acids)
Biological process (GO): regulation of transcription by RNA polymerase II
Cellular component (GO): nucleus
Molecular function (GO): DNA-binding transcription factor activity; zinc ion binding; RNA polymerase II cis-regulatory region sequence-specific DNA binding
Source: RefSeq, a predicted model, not a curated record